Molecule: messenger RNA, 2533 nt
Organism: Oncorhynchus kisutch (coho salmon)
Lineage: Eukaryota; Metazoa; Chordata; Actinopteri; Salmoniformes; Salmonidae
Gene: vcpkmt
Product: valosin containing protein lysine (K) methyltransferase
Exons: 5
Coding region: 30-710 (226 amino acids)
Biological process (GO): peptidyl-lysine trimethylation
Cellular component (GO): cytosol; protein-containing complex
Source: RefSeq, a predicted model, not a curated record
CGCCGUUAUACCUCAACGAAGAAGAAAAGAUGGCGGAGCAUACGUUACACCACAAUAAUUAUUUUACAAGAGACGUUGAGAAAAACGACGGAUCUGUCUUGAAAAUCAAACAGUGCUUUAAAGGAGACGUCGGUUGUGUGGUGUGGGAUGCAGCAAUUGUCCUGUCAAAAUAUUUAGAAACUAAACCGUUGUAUGACCCUUGCUCGGGUGUGAACAUGUGGGCUAGCAAAAACAUUCUGGAGUUAGGAGCAGGAACAGGAGUUGUGGGCCUUAUGGCAGCAUCUUUGGGGGCUCAGGUUACUGUGACAGACCUCGAGGACCUGCAGUCUCUACUCCAAGUCAAUAUCCAAGACAACCAGGAACUUGUCAGCAGUGGAUCCAUCGAAGCCAAGGUACUAAAAUGGGGUGAAAAUGUGUCAGAGUUUCUACCACACCCACAUUUUAUCCUGAUGGCGGACUGCAUCUAUUAUGAACAGUCCGUGAAGCCACUGGUGGAAACCCUGAAGCACCUGGUUGGACCAGAGACCACCAUCAUAUGCUGCUAUGAGCAACGCACAGUGGGUGUCAACCCCAAAGUGGAGAAACAAUUUUUUGAGUUGCUUCUACAAGACUUCCAGUCUGAGGAGAUCCCUUUGAACAAGCAGGACCCAGAGUAUAACAGUCCUGACAUCCGCAUCCUUCACAUUCGCAGAGCUGUCUUGAGUGAAUGAGUGUCUUGUGUAUAUGUGGUUGUCAGGGUUGUGGUAUACAAAUAAUUGAAUUGCACUCAUGUACAGUUCACAUUGUAAUUUAAAUCGAAUGGACCCCAGGGGAGAGCACUAAUGUUGAAAGAACUCAUUUGAAAAUCCUUUAUCGAUAUAUCCAUGUUGUCUUAGUACGGACUAUGAGUUUUACCAGACUGUGAUACUCAUUGCACCAUGAUUCUAAAACAAAUCCCAGUUAGAGGUAGACUCCACGAUAUGACUUGGGUGCACAAAGUAAACAGCAUAGGGGAUCAAUUUCCGCAGCAGCUAAGAGUGUUGAAGCGUGAGGCUAAACUUCUCAGCUGUUUUGGUCCCGUACCACGAGACGCAAACUCGUACACGUGCAGAUACUGUGUGUGACUGUGGAAGCGAAGUCUUGCAUCUCACUCAUCGCAAUAUAUGUGGUGCUGAACGUGGCAACGUCAUUUCGCUGGGUCUACCUUUGAAAAGGAAAAGAAAACAUUCUCCUUCAGAACAUUGUUUUUUUCAUUGCAGUAUUUAACUGUUGGAACACAUUUGUGGGAUGAUUUAAAUUAAUUUUUAAUAGAAGUUAAUGAAAUAUAAUUUUAGCUAAUUAAAGUGUCAUACACAGGCUAUAAGUUGUGUCAAGUUGGCUGGAUGUCCUUUGAGUGGUGGACCACUCUUAAUACACAGGAAAUUGUUGAGCAUAAAAAACCCAGGAGCAUUGCCGUUCUUGACACAAACCGGUUCGCCUGGCACGUACGACCAUAUCCCGUUCAAAGGCACUUACAUAUUUUGUCUUGCCCAUUCACCAUCUGAAUGGCACACAAUCCAUGUCUCAAUGCUUAAGUAUUCUUUAACCUGUCUCCUCCCCUUCAUCUACACUGAUUUAACAAGUUUUAUUUUUAUUUUACCUUUAUUUUACUAGGCAAGUCAGUUAAGAACAAAUUCUUAUUUUCAAUGACUGCCUAGGAACAGUGGGUUAACUGCCUGUUCAGGGGCAGAACGACAGAUUUUGUACCUUGUCAGCUCGGGGAUUUGAACUUGCAACCUUUCGGUUACUAGUCCAAUGCUCUAACCACUAGGCUACCCUGCCGGCUAGUGGUUAGUGACAUCCAUGUCAGUCUGGAUUCACCUGGUCAGUCUGUCAUGGAAAGAGCAGGCGUUCUUAAUGUUUUGUAUACUCAGUGUAUAUCAUGUUCAGCAGCAGAGUGCUAGUGUGUGGAUAUAGUCUUCAGAAAGUAUUCAUACCCCUUGACUUAUUCCACAUUUUGUAGUUACAGCCUAAAUUUAAAACAUUUUUCUCACCAGUCCCCACACACUAGCCAUAAUGACAAAGUGAAAACAUGUUUGUAGAAACAUUAACAUUUAUUGUAAAUUAAAUACAGAUCUAAUUUACAUAAGUAUUCACACCCCUGAAUCAAUACAUGCUAGAAUCACCUUUGGCAGUGAUUACAGCUGUGAGUCUUUCUGGGUAAGUCUAAGAGCUUUGCACAACUGGAUUGUACAAUAUUUGCAUACACAAAAAUAUUUAAGCUCUGUCAAGUUGGAUCAUUGCAGGACAGCCAUUUAAGUCUUGCCAUCAAUUUUUUAAAAUCUGAUAUAAAGGCCACUCAGGAACAUUCAAUAUGGUUUUGGUAAGCAACUCCAGUGUAUAUUUGGUCUUUGUUUUAGGUUAUUGUCCUGCUGAAAGGUGAAUUAGUCUCCCAGUGUCUGUUGGAAAGGAGACAAGGUUUUUCUAUAGGAUUUUGCCUUAGCUCUGUUCUGUUUCUCUUAUCCUAAAAAACUCUCUAGUCCGUGCCGAUUAAAAGCAUACCCAUGACAUGAUG